Molecule: messenger RNA, 811 nt
Organism: Daucus carota subsp. sativus
Lineage: Eukaryota; Viridiplantae; Streptophyta; Magnoliopsida; Apiales; Apiaceae
Product: pathogenesis-related protein A
Exons: 2
Coding region: 138-605 (155 amino acids)
Biological process (GO): abscisic acid-activated signaling pathway; defense response
Cellular component (GO): cytoplasm; nucleus
Molecular function (GO): abscisic acid binding; protein phosphatase inhibitor activity; signaling receptor activity
Source: RefSeq, a predicted model, not a curated record
AGCAUGAUGCAAUUUUGCUACCAAGAAAUCAAGAUCUGGCCUAUAAAUAGCAGCUCAAACUUCUCUCAUUUUUCAUCAUCCACACUCAAUCUUUCUUUUCUACAUCUCUUCUUUAGCUCCUUCAUUUCAACUGUAUAAUGGGUGUCCAAAAGAGCGAAGUAGUUAUCGCUUCUCCUGUCCCAGCAGCUAAGCUGUUCAAGGGCAUAUGCCUCGACAUCGAUACCCUCCUUCCCCAGGUUCUCCCCGGGGCCAUCAAGGGUGCUGAAAUCCUUGAAGGCGACGGUGGAGCUGGAACCGUCAAGCUCGUCACUCUCGGAGAUGCGAGCCCCUACAAGACCAUGAAGCAAAAGACUGAGGCCAUCGACAAGGAAGCGUUCACAUUCUCAUACAGCAUCAUCGACGGAGACAUUCUUCUGGGAUACAUCGACUCCAUUACCACCGAGUUCACAUUUACACCCACCGCUGACGGAGGCUGCACCGCCAAAAGCGUAUCGACCUUUAACACCAAAGGCGAUGCUGUGGUUCCGGAAGAGAAUAUUAACUUCGCCAAUGAGCAAAACGGCAUCAUUUUCAAGGCCAUUGAGGCUUACCUCAUUGCAAACUAAGGGAUCGGUUUCGCCAGAGCUUGAAGAAACCUUUUGUACAAGUUGCGAGUUCAUAAUUUUGUUUGCGUGUUUUGGUUUGUGUAUUUCAUGUUCUUGAAACAAAUAAAUUGUCUCAGCUUUUGUACUCUCUGUGUGUUAAGAAAUCCUAUAGUUGGAAACGAUUUUCCCUGUAAACAUAUAUAUACAAUAUUUGGUUGUUUUCCCCA